This is a messenger RNA of Jaculus jaculus (lesser Egyptian jerboa), 6641 nucleotides long. RefSeq names its product NACC family member 2 (gene Nacc2). The transcript is spliced from 6 exons. Gene Ontology annotation, molecular function: protein binding; RNA polymerase II cis-regulatory region sequence-specific DNA binding; DNA-binding transcription factor activity, RNA polymerase II-specific. NCBI's taxonomy places the organism in Eukaryota, Metazoa, Chordata, Mammalia, Rodentia, Dipodidae. Gene Ontology annotation, biological process: regulation of transcription by RNA polymerase II. The record is from RefSeq and is a predicted model, not a curated record. The coding region runs from base 378 to 2141 and encodes 587 amino acids.
CAUUUACUUCAGCUCCCAAAUCAAAGGCUGGUAUUCACUCCCCAGAGCUGCCUGGAAGCUCGUCUGCAUCCGGCCGCUUCAUUGAGAUGCUGUGCGCUGCCCAGGAGAGCCGGCCUGGGUGCAGCUGAGCUGCGGCCGCCUAGCCCAGCGCCCAGCUCUCUGCACCCCCCCCCCCCCCCGCUGGGCUCCUCGAGCCCUCCCCACCUCAGGGCUCCGGCUCCGUUUGCUGCAUUCUCGGAGCAGCUGGCGGGCCGGCGUGCAGGCAGCCUCUGCCAGGCUAAGCUGGCAGUGUCGGCCGGUGGCCGCAGCAGCUGAAGAUGUGCCCCAACCGGGUUGCCCCGUGCAGAGUCUGAGUCCCACCCACCACGCCACCUGCCAUGUCUCAGAUGCUGCACAUCGAGAUCCCCAACUUCGGGAACACCGUGCUCGGCUGCCUCAACGAGCAGCGUCUGCUGGGCCUCUACUGCGAUGUGUCCAUCGUGGUCAAGGGUCAGGCCUUCAAGGCCCACCGGGCCGUUCUGGCCGCUAGCAGCCUCUACUUUCGAGACCUGUUCAGUGGCAAUAGCAAGAGCGCAUUCGAGCUGCCGGGCACCGUGCCGCCUGCUUGCUUCCAGCAGAUCCUCUCCUUCUGCUACACGGGCAAGCUCACCAUGGCAGCCAGUGAGCAGCUCGUGGUCAUGUACACGGCCGGCUUCCUGCAGAUCCAGCACAUCGUGGAGCGGGGCACAGACCUCAUGUUCAAGGUGAGCUCUCCCCACUGCGACUCGCAGACCGCCAUGAUCGAGGACGCCAGCUCGGAGCCCCAGAGUCCCUGCAACCAGCUACAGCCAGCUGCCGCCACCUACGUUGGGUCCCCUUCCAUGCCCAUCCCGCUUCUGACCCGCGUAAAACACGAAGCCAUGGAGUUGCCGCCCACCACGGGCCCAGGCCUCGCUCCCAAGCGACCGCUGGAGACAGCCCCUAGAGAUGGCAUGGCAGUGGCCACAGGUCCCGCAGGGACACCUGGUACAGCCCCUCUCAAGCUGCCCCGAGUCUCCUACUAUGGUGUGCCCAGCCUGGCCACCCUCAUCCCUAGCAUCCAGCAGGUACCCUACCCCCAGGGGGAGCGGACCAGCCCCGGGGCCAGCAGCCUGCCCACCACCGACAGUCCCACGUCCUACCACAACGAGGAAGACGAGGAAGAUGACGAGGCCUAUGACACCAUGGUGGAGGAGCAGUACGGCCAGAUGUACAUCAAGGCCACAGGCAGCUAUGCAGUGCAAGAGAAACCAGAGCCAGUGCCGCUGGAGAGCCGCUCCUGUGUCCUCAUCCGCCGCGACCUGGUAGCUCUGCCUGCCAGCCUCAUCAGCCAGAUCGGGUACAGAUGCCACCCCAAGCUCUACUCGGAGGGCGACCCAGGCGAGAAGCUGGAGCUUGUGGCAGGUUCUGGGGUCUACAUCACACGUGGCCAGCUCAUGAACUGCCACCUGUGUGCAGGAGUGAAGCACAAGGUCCUACUACGGAGGCUCCUGGCCACCUUCUUUGACAGGAACACGCUGGCCAACAGCUGUGGCACUGGCAUCCGCUCCUCUACCAGCGACCCAAGCCGCAAGCCACUGGACAGUCGAGUCCUGAACGCUGUGAAAUUGUACUGUCAGAACUUCGCUCCCAGUUUCAAGGAGAGCGAGAUGAACGUGAUUGCUGCAGACAUGUGCACCAACGCCCGCCGCGUCCGCAAGCGUUGGCUGCCCAAGAUCAAGUCCAUGCUGCCAGAGGGCGUGGAGAUGUACCGUACCGUCAUGGGCUCCUCGGCUGCCAGCCUGCCCCUGGACCCAGAGUUCCCACCCACCGCCGCUCAGGUAUUUGAGCAGCGCAUCUACGCCGAGCGUCGGAGCGAUGCGGCCACCAUCGUGGCUCUGAGAACUGACGCCGUGAAUGUUGACCUGAGUGCCGCCGCCGCCAACCCCACCUUCGAGGCCAGCGAGGAGGCGGAUGGGGCUGGCUCCGUCAUUCAGGAGGUGGCCGCCUCUGAGCCACUGCCCACCGAUGGCCAGAGUCCUCCGCAGGCCUUUGAGCAGUCGAGCGCCAGCUCCAGCAGGCCCCAGACGCCAGCGGCUGCGGUGACCAGAAGGCCAGAGGGCACCUACACAGGGACCUUGUAAGGGGCCUGGUGAGGCCCCCACUUGAGGAACAGAGUACUAGAGCUGCUUGCAUGCAUUACUAAUACAAACAAAUGUGAUCAAGCCACUUACCUACUGAACUGCUACUGCUGCCUGACUACAAUGUGAUUUUUAUUCUGCCUGUAUUUAAAGUGGAUGAAGGAAACAUGCAUUCAUUAUACUGUAAACAGUUAGGCCGCUGGCCACCCACUGGGAGAAAGAUCCCAGGGCUCCUUUUUGAUAUUCCCCAGCUACUCCCCCCCAUGGCAGCUCCCCCUCCCCCUACUCGGGGAGGGACAGGAGGCCUCCAGAGAGGCCCCUGCCUCACCUACCCUUCGCGUUCCUCCUGCCUCGGAAGGGAAGAGAAAGCUGAGCAGUCAUGGCCUGUUGGCUGGGGCGGAGGCAGGCAUAUGGCACUCCAUUUCUUACUCGUGGGGACCUUGCUGGGGCAGUGAGACAGUGCUGGGUCCCCAGGGGCCAGGCUCCUCUUGUUUUUCCUUCUUUCCAAGACGCCACCUAAGUGGGUAGGUGGUGUGCGCGUGUGAGAGUGAGUGUGUGCAUUGUGUGUGCGAAUGUGCGUGUGUGCACACAGAGACCAGUGACUGAGCUGCAGCCAUGGAUGUGACGAGUCCCCUGGGGGAGGGGGAGGGACGCUUGAUCCUUCCCCCUAUCCCCCCCCCCCCGCACCUGUACCCUCACUGUGCUCCACCUGGAGCUUCAGGGGCUGGCCUACUGACCCCCAGGGUCCCUCUGCCUCUGGCCUUGCUUGGCUGCCUGCCGUCCCAUGGGGUGGGGCCGCCACCCUGUGCCCUCCAUGGGACAUGCGCAGCUGGUCCCACCCUCACCGCCCUCUGCCUCCCCAGCCACUCUGGGAUUUUGCUUGUUUGGUGUUUUUGUUUAGUUUAGAUCUAUUUCGUGUAUGAUUUGAAAACUUUUCAGACCCAAUAGAGCAAAAAAUCAGGGAGGGACUGGUCCCUGUCCCAGCCUACCACAGAUCAUACUCACGGCCCCCCAUCCUGGGUCAAGACCCACUUGCCUCCCAUUGGAGGCAGAGCAACCCCAGGGAAGCACAGUGAGAUGUCGGUGUAGGCAGGCUGAACUCGUGCCUGUGGGCUCUGCUGUGUGGGGCACUGCCACCUGAGCUGUGCUCAUCACACUAUGGGCACUUCUGUGGGUGCCCCAGACUACAGGUGUUGGGUGGCAGGCACAGACCUAGGCUGGAGUGGUUGGCAAAAAUUGACCCCACUGGAGACCAGAGGGUCAGGAAAGCACCAGGCUGGGUCCGGAGGAGGGGCCCACAAGGGCAGCUGGUGGUUUGAGGCUAGAACACUCACUUAGUUUAGUCAUUUUUAGUACGUCAUUCCCACAGAAUAUGGGACAUGCUCCUGGGGCCAUUUGCCCAGGUGUCUCUUCCUGGUCCCUUGUUCAGGAAUUGCUUGCCCAUCUGCAGAGCUCAGCAACUCCUGAUGUGGCCAAAUCCUCCCUGUCCCCCCUCCCCCCGCAACACACACACCACCAUUCCAAGACUUGCAAGGUCUGUGGCUGUCUGUCCUUCCAUCCAUCCUGAGCUUGCUGCCUCAUUAGCCAGCCUGUGUGCACACAGGCUGAGAAGGUCCUCCCAAGCUUGGACCAGGAUGUGGGGAGCCCAGGCUGCAGUUUAGACCCCCCUCUGGGCUCUGUUUCUAUGGAGGAUCCUUGAGUAGACCUCACAGGGAGCCUCUUUUCACAAUGUACUGGCUGCAAACCAGUGUCUCCUCUCCCGACAAAGACCUGUGGCUUUGGAAAGGGGGAGGUACACCACAGGAAAGACCUAGUCCCCUCACUGCCCCUUGGGUGAUCCAAGCCUUGCAUUCCUGGGACCAGUGAAGAGGUUAGCGCAUGCCUAGAAACACCUGACCAGAUGCCUUUCUGGUCCCCAUCCUGGGCCCAGUGAAGAGGUUAGCGCAUGCCUAGAAACACCUGACCAGAUGCCUUUCUGGUCCCCAUCCUGGGCCCAGGUAGAUUGGAACCCAACCCAGCCUUCUGGCAACCUGUACUAAACCCACCUGGUGCUGGGAAGAGGCCAUGAGCAGUGGACCAGGGUGGCCCCUCUAGAGUUUUCCUUCAUCUGCUUCCCCCACCCAAAUUUGCACUUUAGUUUGACCAUCCCUGGGGACCUAUGGGAGAUGGACCUGCCUGUCCUGGCUAGUGACAGAAGGGCUCUCUCUUUAUCCCCUCACUCCAAGAUGGGCACGGCCCCCACCCUGGGCCAACACAGGGAGGACGCUGCUGGCCCCUGGAGGAGGUGGUGGCCGCACAGAAUGCCUGACCACUGCUCGGGCUAGCACAAUGUCCCUUGACCUCUGUCCCUUAGUUAUUUCUAGUCGCCGUCUGUUUUGUUGUUCUGGGUAAGGAAGGCAAGAGCUAUAGUUAAAAAAAGUAAUAAUAAUAAUAAUUAAAUGUGAAUGGAUUCUGAGCUCUCCCUGCGCCCCGGGCGGGCCAGGCCGAGCGUUUUGCACUAAUGUGUCCCGUGGUGGACGUGGUCGGGAGCGUUUGCAGACGUGCGUGGCCGAUUACUGUACCUGCCGGGGGGGCGGGGAGGGCUCCCUCCGCAUCCUGAAUGUACCACGGGGCCGGUGGGUGGUGGGCCUGGGCUCGGAGGGGCCUUCCAGAGUGCCUUAGCAUCUUUUGAUCAUUUUUUCCCAAGGAAAACCAAUUAAGAAAACCGGACCCUCCCCCCUCCUUUGUUUACAAGAUGACUAAUUCCAGAAUUGGGGCUGUCUUGUCCUGCCAGCGUGACCCUGACUCGUCCAGACCCUGUAGACAAGAGCCUCUCAGUAUUUAUGAGAUACCUGCACCUCUAUCCCCGGCUUGACUACUAGCAAUACGCAUAUACUACUUAGAGUCUAUUAUAGAGCUGUAAGUUAUAUUGGCACCUUUCCCACGAGGACAGUCAGGACUGGAGCUACUGGGGGCUGGGCUCUAGCCACCACCUCAUCCUCCCCUGUCCUCAGAGUGAAUGGUCCCUGAGGCAGCUGGGACGAGGGCCAAAGGUCCAGAGGAAGGGACCCAGGCAGGGUGGAUACUGUGAGCUCGGAGAGACCGCCCGCCUAGGCGGAGGUCUCCGGACUUGAAUUCUGUCUUGUUUUCUGCACCAGUUGCUUCAGCUUACACCAGAUUCAGUAUCUUUACUUUGUCCCCGAAUGUGGACACAGCUGUGUGUGAGAGGCAAGCAAGGAGAGACCCCCCCGAGGGUCUUGCGUAGGGUGACCACCGUGGGGCCAGUCCACGGGGAAAACUAGGUGUGUGUUUGCGUCUAGAGCCUAGUGGAAGGUAGAAAGAAGGGCCUGUGAGGGAUUGGCAGGGCCUGUCCUCUCCGAGGGGACUCUGGGAUACCUGGUGCUGACCUAGUUCAACAGUUAGAACUUGCCAGUCCCAGCGCCAGCCCCACCCUGCCCGAUCAUGCCCUGCCUGGGUUCCCCUCAGACAGUGAGUCUUAAGGGAAGUGUCUUAGCUGAAGUGAGAAGGGCCAGUGACCCGUUAAUCAGCUGAAAAUCCUGUUGGCCUCUGCUGUCCGUGGACCCCAAACUGGGACCCGAGCGUGUUGGCGCCCCAGCUCUAACCACUGCUUCCAAAUGGUGCUGCCACCGCUGCUGCUGUGUGAUUCCUUGUGUCAGCCAGCCGGCUCCACGCAGGCGCGUGAGGGCUUGGUACGAGCUGUUUCAAAAUGGCAAAGGAGUUUUGCUUCUGUUGUGUUGUGUUGUGUUGAAAGAGGAAAAUGAUGUCGAGUGAAAAGCAUUCAGAUUGGACAGCCUGCUUGUGUUCCGUCAGUCACCUCCUUUGCUAGCGUUUUGCACACGAUUGUGAUUUUUAUGUCAAAACAAGCCAAAACUUGCAAUACUAUUUUUAGCUGACAAAAAAAAAAUACUAAGUAUGAAAUGUAUAAAUAUUUUUGACUUGAACGUUUGGGUGGCCCUGGGUACAAAGCGGAGCAUUCAUCCCCUUGACGGGAUGUUUGGAGAAGAGACUCAAAAGAGAGAUGAUUGUUUCAAAGGCUCUGUCUAGAGGUUAAUGUAGUAGUGUACUGUAACUUACGACUGUUAGAAAAUAAGUUAAUAGAGUCAGUUGCUCCCCUGCUGCUGAGGAGGGCUUCACAGAACCACUGAGCUAGAACAGCUGCCGUGAUGCUGGCUUUUUGUUUUCAGGAGGAGGAAGCCUUUUUGUUUGUUUGUUUUGUUUUGUUUGUUUGUUUGUUUUUGUCUCUCUUGCAUCCUCCUCACUCCCUCUCUGUGCUGUGAUCCCGUAGUGACAAGACUGUUACUUUGUAGCCAUGGCUGACAACAUUGUAUCAAUAACUAAAACCACAGCAAUGUCCGCAAGCUACCAGGGAAACCUGAAGGCUGCGAGCCUGAGCUCUGCCAUCUCCAAGAUGGAAGUCCACGGCAAACAGAAGGACGUCAUCAUUAGUUGUAAAGCGCUUUGUAAAAUUCACAUUUACAAAAUAAUAAAGUCAGUUCAAUCCCA